This is a messenger RNA of Dreissena polymorpha, 4692 nucleotides long. Its product is annotated as TLC domain-containing protein 4-B-like. The transcript is spliced from 7 exons. Gene Ontology annotation, cellular component: endoplasmic reticulum; membrane. The record is from RefSeq and is a predicted model, not a curated record. The coding region runs from base 220 to 1017 and encodes 265 amino acids. Gene Ontology annotation, biological process: lipid homeostasis. Lineage: Eukaryota; Metazoa; Mollusca; Bivalvia; Myida; Dreissenidae.
AUAAUACUUUCAUUCAGUGGUUUUAUGAUCCAUACAGCAUGAUUGUAUUUCACCAGUUUAUAUGAUAGUGAAUUUAUUAUUAUACAUAUAGGACCUUGCACAUACUUGAGUUAAAUAAUGUAUCAAAGCAGUUUCAGAGAGGAUUAGCUGCAGGUAGAUUUACAAAAGAUAAUCUGGUGACGGAACUAAUAGUAGUGUUUUUAGAGACAGAAGUGAGCUAUGGAGAGCCUAGUUGUCGAUUGGACCUGGGAUACAGGCCACUAUCCUGUGGCCGUCGCCAGUUUUGUCUUUUCGCUACUCCUCCACUCGUACAUAAGCCCGUUUCUGACCAGCAUAUUGGUCCCGACUGUAUCCAGUCUGCCCCAUGGCAAGCAGCUCUACUGGCAUUCCAGUGUUGUGUCAAGUGUUCAUGCCAUAGUCGUGAGCGCAUUCUGUGUAUAUUCAUUUAUGACUGAACCACAGCUUAAAGAAGAUCCAAUAUGGGGUGACAGUAAAACUGUAAAGAACUCUUGUGCAAUAGUUAUAGGUUACAUGACUGCGGAUACAAUAAUCAUGCUGCGAUAUAGACAGCAUGUUUGUGACAAAUUCUUUCUCUGCCAUCAUGCAGCAUCUGUGUUUGCCUACUUUUAUGUCAUGACAUUUGGAGUGUACGUCUACUUUGCUAAUUUCCGACUGAUGGCUGAGUUUUCCACAGUGUUCGUGAAUAACAGAUGGAUGAUGGCAGAGAUCGGAUGGAAGUCUAGCCAGCUGUAUUUUUACAAUGGCGUGGUACUGACCGCAGUGUUCUUUGCGUGCCGCAUCCUAUGUAUGCCCCAGUGUUGGUACAUGAUAUAUUCCAUAUACAAUACUGAGCCAUUCAUGAAGUCAGAGACUGCACGCUAUGUUCUGAUUUCCUCAUGCUUUGCUCUGGACAUUUUGAAUGUUUACUGGUUCUACAAGCUCUUAAAAGGUGUCUUGAGGACUCUAGAACAGCGUAAAUUAGAUAACAAUAAGAACGAGGAGUGGAAAUCAGAAUAAUUUGUGAUAUUUGUUGAGACAUUGUGAAGGGAAAUGUUUUGUUAAAAAUCAGUGAAGUAGAGGCAUCAUUGAAGAGUAAGGCUGCGUAUUUUGCUUGUAUAUCUUACAAGAUCCUUUCGAAACAAACAAAAAGGUGAUUGAAGCAGAACAAUUUGUGAUAUUUUAAGAAACAGUUUUUUAUGCAUUUGUCAAAUAUUAAAAGCACCUGUUUGUUUUUAUGCCCCCGAAAGAGGGCAUAUAGUGAUCGGACCGUCCGUCCGUCUGUCUGUCUGUCUUUCCAUCACACUUUGUGUUGAGGUUUUGCGUUUACGUUUUGAAAAAUGCUCAUAACUUCUAUGUUGCUUCAGAUAGCAACUUGAUAUUUGGCAUGCAUGUGUAUCUCAUGUAGCUGCACAUUUUGAGUGGUGAAAGGUCAAGGUCAUCCUUCAAGGUCAAAGGUCAAGUAGAUGGCUUCAAAGCGGCGCAGAAGGGGGCAUUGUGUUUCUGACAAACACAUCUCUUGUUAUUCUUAAACCUGGUAAGUAUAUCCUUCAAAAUCAUGUUUGUGCGUUGUUUUGUUUCACGUCCGGUUGGCUCAAAAAGAAAUAUUGGAUAAUGACACAAAUGUUAAUUUGAGUAUUGAAAAAUGUCUGGAGUACAAGAUAGGUAUAAUACUUAGAACUAUGUUGUCUGUAUAUCAUAAAAUAUUAUUAUUCGCAGUUGUGAUUUCACUGUACUAUAGGAUUCAAAUGUGCAUCUUGACAUUAUCAUUUCCUGUUUUUUUAUUAGCAUUUAUUUACCAUAUAUUUACUACUCCUUUAUUUUUUACAAAAAUGCUGCAUUCUGAUUUGAUAAUCAAGCCUCUUUACCAGUUUUUAAUGUCUCAGUUAACAUAGUUCAUAUGGAGAUUAAAUCAUAAAUAAUUAAAUAUGCAUGCCAUUUUGUUUUAACAAAUGACUAAUUACAUCAUUUAUGGGCAAAACAGAACAAUAUUACUUUUUACCGCUCAAUCUGUUGUAAUACUUGUGAGCUAUCAAUGCUAAGGUUGUAAGACAAAUAUGAAACUGAAACUGAAAUGGUAUUCUGACGACAUCAUUUAUGGCUUUUUUGAGUGUUAAAAUACAGCUUAUAUAGCAUUUUUCUGCAUUUCAUCAGUUUAUGAACUCAGUUUGAAGUUUUAACUUUCUUGCAAAUUACGCCUUCUUUAUGCAUUAACGCCACUUGUGCAAAUUAGCAGUAAUAAAUCUCACAGUUCAUACACCAAUGAAAUUCAGAAAAAUGCUUUUCAAUUCUUAAGAUGUGGAAAACACAAAUAUUUAUUUAUGUCUGCAGGUGAAUUUUCUUUAAAAGCUUCCUUUAAAUAAAAUAAAAUAAGCUUGAGAUUUUAACCGUGUGCAUUUAAAUUAAAUGUAUACCCUACAUGUUUCUUGUUGAUUUUUAGCUCGGCUGUUUUCGGAGAAAACCUGAGAUAUUUUUAUAGCCAGCUCCUCGUGUCCGUAGUCGUGUCCGUUGUCGUAUCCGUCGUCGCGUAGUCCGCCGUCCGCGUCGUGCUAAAACCUUGAAAUUUUGUCAAGCUUUUGAACAUUGGCUCUAAAAUCAAAGUGCUUCAACCUACAACUUUGAAACUAACUUCAUAUGUAGCUGCACCUUGAUGAGCUCUACAUGCCACACCAUUUUUGUGUCACUAGGUCAAAGGUAAAGGUCACUGCGACCUCUUAAAUAAUAAAUAAAAAUUAAUUCUGACAAGCUUUCAUUUAUUCAAAACUGCACCUGCAGCCGAGCGUGGCACCCGUUUUGCGGUGCUCUUGUUUUUUCUGUUGUAAGUACCUGCUUUACCGGAUUUCUUGUUCCCAGUGUUCAUUAUUAUAUUGGGUAAAUUUCUUGACAAUAUCCUGUUAGAUAUGCACAGUUUCAGCUUCAUUCCAUGUUUGUGCAUACUACCAAAAAUGUCUACAGUGGGUGUUAAUACAAUAUGAAUGAUUUAAUAAACGUUGUUUUGAUAUGACAGUAUUUUUAUACGUACUGGUAGUACUAAUUAUAACGGAUAAUUUGAAUACAGUGAGGACAAUAAAAAUAUUAUUUAUAAAUAUUAGUAUAGUGUGUUGAUAAUUGUUUAUGAUCUACUUUUAUCAAAAUUGAAAAUUGGUUGAAAUCAAUAAUAUUAUGAUUGCAUUGAUUAUAUUAUUACAUUAUUAUUAAAGAUGCAUGAGUUUAAUCAAAUUUGCAUUGACCAAACAAUGAAUGUAUUUUUUCAAAAUAAGCUAUAUAUUUCUCAUAAUGUAUACACUGUAAAAUGUUACUGUUGCAUGUGAAGGUGUUAUCAUUUAACUUGUUGCUUUCAGUAAAUGCUUUAGAUUUAUGUAUGAAUUUUAAGCGUUGUGUUUUAUGCUUAGGUACAUUCCGUUUGGUUUUAUGUCUGUCAUCAUGGUUUUGAUAUCCAAUGAUUGUUUUGUUUUGUUACAGUUAAAGUUUCAUGUGUAUGUUUUGCUCGUAUAUGUAGUUUACAGUACCUAGUUGUCUAAUUGUUAACUAUUUGAUGUUGUUUGUGUUUUAUUCUGUGCUCCUUUCAAGCCUGACUAUUCGAUAUAUUUUAAUAUCUUUCUACUACAUGUAUUGUAGUCAAUGUUUUAUUGUUCUAGCUGUUUGUAUUUAAGUUGUUGUUGUUGUUUGUAGACAUUUAAAUUAAGUUAGUAGUACAGCGUGGGGUUCUGAAUUAAUUUUGCCUUAUAAAACCAAAAUAUUUUUCACAUUUGGCAUAAUAAAAAGUGACUUAACAGAAGAAACUUUUUGACUUUUGUUCAACCAUUACAAUGAGUAAUAUGUACUUUCCAUCUCAGGUGAAAUUGUGUAUAGCAAUUGUAUGGACACAUCCCUUAUCGUUAAGUAGUCAUUCAAAUGUUGGCAAUUGUAGAAGCGAUUCCUUCCAAAAUGAAAAGAUUAUUCCACAUGAUAAUGUGCUAGAUAUUAAGGAAAAACAAGAGUUAAUUGUUUUAAACCAUGCACAGGUUUGACAUGAUUAUUUUACCCCUACAAACGAAGUUUAGGGGGGUGUAUAGGAGUGAGCUUGUCUGUCGGUCGGUCUGUCUGGCAUUUGGUCCGUAUUAAGUGUCCGCUCUCUAAUUCAAGUUGUUUUCAUCCGAUCUUCACCAAACUUGGUCAGAUGUUGUAUAUAGAUCAUGUCUAGGUCAAGUUCGAAUAUGGGUCAUGCCGGGUCAAAAACUAGGUCACAGGGUUACUUAGUGCGUUUUAAACAUUGAGCAUGGUGUUCGCUCUCUAUUUCAAGUAGUUUUCAUCCUAGCUUCACCAAACUUGGUCAGAAGUUGUAUCUUGGUGAUGGCUAGGCCAAGUUCGAACAUGGGUCAUGGCAGGUCAAAAACUAUGUCACUGGGUCACUUAGUGCCUUUUAAACAUUGAGCACGGUGUCCGCUGUUUUAUGUGACGACAACAUGCAAAAUAUUCUGUGUCAAUGCGGCAUGUCGGGGUAUUCGUCACCUCUGUGACAAAGCUCUAGUUUGGUUUUCACACACACUUGCUAUUCAUUUAUAAAGUAACACAAUUAUGUACCUGGAAUGUUUUUGAUACUGUUAUUGUUUGAAAUGCUAGUUAAACUAAUGAAACUAUAGUAUAGUCUAUAAAUAUUAAACAGUACUCAUGUUAUUUAAUUUGAAAUUGAUUCAAACAUUCUUUUACCAUAUA